UUCAGCUCUGCAUCACUGGGCGGGGCCGCGGAGGGUCGGACUGCCAGGCGUUGGGCACUUCCGCCGGGCUCGGGUUUCCUUCGACUCGGCAUUUAAAUUGAGCUGCAGGACAUCAGCUGCGGCUACAUUCAGCGCCGUGCUGUGACAGAAAAUAACCCGCAGCAUUAGCAAAACAGGCUACUCUUAUUUUUUUACACGAAAUAGACAGAAAUACCUGAUGGUCUGAGGAGGUUUGGGGUGUUUUGUGUGAAGAAGAGCGGGAGAGGUUGAACAAUAACGGAGGCUGUGCUCUGACAGCAGCUCGGUGCAUAAUUGUUGGGAUUCCUCUGCUAGCUGUUGGACGAAAUUGAAUAGCGGUAACGGGAUGCUAUGCAUGAGCGGAAUUAUUUAGGCUUUUUUGAGCAGUGUUUGUGUUCUAAAAGAGAUUGGUAAACAAAAGCAAAGUUAUUGAAUGCAGUGGGUUUUUUUUGGCCCAGGAGCAAAAGUGGCCUGGACUUGGAUGACCCAUGGACCUGAUGAUGAGAGUGCAUUUGAUGAUUAAGGUUUAAAUUCUGAAAAAUAUAUAUUUUUUCAAUAUAUUGUAUAUUUUCUUAUCAGUUGAAGACAUUUACCCGUGCAAAAUACAGGCCUGAAAUAAAUAACCUUCAACUGGGGUGGCUCAAUAUUAUCAAUAACAACAGUCACCACCCAUUAUUUCAUCUAUACAUUUAUUCUUCUUCUUUUUGGAGACAUUUCCUGUAGAAUAUAACCAGGAAAACAAUUAUUGUUUGUGUUUAUGUCACGAUUAAUUAUUUCUGUUUAUUUUUUGACUCUCAACUAGGUUAGAUCUUAGCUUCACUUUCUUUUUGUUUUAUUUGUAAGGAAAUCUCUACCCUUAAGAAGAGUGUUUGAUCCCUCAAGGACAUUUGACAUUUGUAGAUCUGUCAGGUUAAACCUAUAACCUGUCAGUCAACAAGAAAAUAAUCUGACACGAGUGACCAACAGCAUCUUUGACCAGUUCAGCAGCCAUGUUCAGCUGGCUUGGGAGCGACGACAGGAGGAAGAAGGAUCCAGAAGUCUUUCAGACCGUGGGUGAUGGACUGAAGAAGCUCUACAGAACCAAACUCCUGCCGCUGGAGGAGGCUUACAAGUUUCACGAGUUCCACUCCCCGGCCCUGGAGGAUGCAGACUUUGACAACAAGCCUAUGGUCCUACUGGUGGGACAGUACUCCACCGGCAAGACAAGCUUCAUACGCUACCUGUUGGAGCAGGAUUUCCCCGGUAUGCGUAUCGGCCCAGAACCCACCACAGAUUCCUUCAUCGCGGUGAUGCACGGCGACAACGAAGGAGUCAUCCCGGGAAACGCUUUGGUGGUUGACCCCAAGAAGCCCUUCAGAAAGCUCAACGCAUUUGGAAACGCAUUCCUCAACAGUAUCAACAUUAUAGGUAAUCUAUGCAAUGUUACUGUUUGGUUAACAUGGACACUGUACUUUCUUACCUUUUCUUUUGCCAGGGUCGUGCUGAACAAGGCUGACCAGAUAGAGACACAGCAGUUGAUGAGAGUGUAUGGAGCCCUAAUGUGGUCACUGGGGAAAAUAGUCAACACCCCUGAGGUGAUCCGCGUCUACAUCGGGUCAUUUUGGUCCCAUCCUCUGUUGAUCCCAGACAACAGGAAGCUGUUCGAAGCAGAAGAGCAGGACUUAUUUAAAGACAUUCAGUCUUUACCGAGAAAUGCAGCGCUUAGAAAACUCAACGAUCUGAUCAAGAGGGCAAGACUAGCCAAGGUCCAUGCCUACAUCAUCAGCGCUCUGAAGAAAGACAUGCCCGCUGUGUUCGGAAAGGAGAACAAGAAGAAGGAACUGAUUGGCAGUCUGGGAGAUAUUUACAAACGCAUUGAAAGAGAGCAUCAGAUAUCACCGGGAGAUUUCCCUAAUCUGAAGAAGAUGCAGGACCUACUCCAAUCUCAGGAUCUCAACAAAUUCCAGCCUCUGAAACCCAAACUCCUGGAGGCAGUGGACGACAUGCUGAGCCACGACAUCGCCGGCUUAAUGGUUCUGGUCCGCCAGGAAGAAAACCAGCGUCCCAAACCCGUUGUGAAAGGUGGAGCGUUUGACGGCACUUUGGACGGCCCGUUUGGCCACGGGUACGGAGAAGGCGCCGGCGAAGGCAUCGACGACGCAGAGUGGGUGGUCGUACGAGACAAACCCGCCUACGACGAGAUCUUCUACACGUUGUCUCCCGUCAAUGGAAAGGUGACAGGUGCCAACGCCAAGAGGGAGAUGGUGAAGUCAAAACUGCCCAACACGGUGCUGGGAAAGAUCUGGAAGCUGGCAGACAUCGAUAAGGACGGGAUGCUUGACGAUGAGGAGUUUGCGUUGGCCAAUCACCUGAUCAAAGUGAAACUGGAGGGACACGAACUGCCAUCGGACCUGCCCGCACACCUGGUGCCGCCCUCCAAGAGGAAAAUAUCUGAGUAAAUGUAUGAUUACAUCAUUCCCUGCCCCAAUAACCUGUAAGUAGACCCAUCCCCUCCACCCAGAGAAAAGUAUCAAAGUAGAAUAGAAAUAUUCCUGUAGCAUUAUAGCAAAAAAAAUUUAACAAAAUUAAACCACGUUUCCAACUCACAAUGUUGCUCUGCUGCUGCCAUACAUGGGCAGACUUUCAUUAGCUUCAAGAGGCAAAUAAUAAAGCUAAAUAUUCAGUUACAUUCAAAUAAUGAACAUGAAUGCUAAUCAGCUGUUAGCAUGUGAAUUCAAAUGCUACAUGUCUGCAGUGUUGCAAUAGCUUUUACCAUGGUAGAAAAACUGGAUGGUAAUGAGUUCUCCCAUUUAAGUAUUUGGCUUUUAAGGGUGAGAUAUCUGGAACUGAUAGGCAGGACAGGUGUUCGAGUGAGAGCAAAGCUAGAAAAAGAUAUGAAAGGAUAUUAAAAGUCUAAAGUAAGAAACACUGGAAUACAACUUAAUGUAAGGUAAUCCAAACUACUGGAAGAAAAUGGGAGAAAUACGCAACAAUGUGAAGACGAAAAGAGAGUUGGAAGGAUCAUUCCACGGCAUGUAAAAAUGCAAAUUAUUAUUGUAUGUAUGGUAAUGAAUACAGAUAACUCAUGUUUGACUGCAAAGUUAAAGUUCCCUUAUCUCGUGGUAUUGUUCAGUCUUGAGGUGCGGCUGAGUUUUCUGGCUUUUGUUUCAUGGCGCAGAUUAAAAAGGCUCCAAGGAAUAUCUGGCAAUUGCUCGAGAUACACAAAUGUGUAGAAGCACACACACGGAAAAAUAACACAAUUCUUAUGAAUUGUGUCCAGAGCAGGGAAAAGUACCUACAAACAUUUGUUUUGUUAUUUUAAAUGUGAUAUGCAGAUGUUGAUAUUUGUGUAAACCAUUUUACUGUAGCACAUAGAUUUAUUUUUCUUCUAAUGGGGACAAAAACUAAGGAUAACCGGUAGUUUGUUUCUUUUAUGAUUUUAGAUCUAAAUAUGAACAUGUUUGGAAUACUGUGACUAUAACAUGGAACUAUAUAAUGGGUAUUGUUUCAAGUAUUCAGACAUACUCAGUCAAAUGUUAUUGUAAGGACUUUGAAUGUUGAAUGUGAAGGCGUUCUUGGUUCUGUGUGGGCACAUCCUGAGUGACUAUUGAAUGACCACAUGUAUCACUGUCAUCAUUUGUAACGUAUAUGUAUUAAGCAUUUCACAGGUUAUUGAGCUGUGAGUGGAUUGUUGAUUGAAAAUGGACGAAUAUGUUAUUUUUCACAUUGUUAAAGUAAACUAUUAUAAAGAGAGAAAAAACACUACUUUAAAUGUUUUAAAAUGAAAUUUGGCUUUUCAUUUCAUAUCCAAAUUGUAUACAUCUAAUUGGAUUUACUGUAUGCCAGUAUGUAUGCAAAAUUACUAACAUUAGGAUCUUGUUUGUGGUUAAUCAUAACAUUAGACCAACUAAACUUGGGUUCCCAUAUAAUAAGAAAUAAUCACUUUGUGUUUUACGAGUGAGUUUGAGUUCCAGAAUUACUUCUGUGCCCCUCCCUCUCCGUGUGUCUCUGUGCCGUUACUGUGAAUCUACUGUACAUAAUAAGGCUGUUUGCAUUCCAUGAACACAGAUUGAGGAACAUAAUCCUCAUCAUCUCGAGUGCUUUAUGUACUUGCUCAGAUCAACAGAGUAAAUAUAAAAAAGGGUUAUUGUUGAAUGUGGAUUCUCUGCAUGACAAAGUCCUUGAAAUUCACAAGUUGUUUUCAUACCCUGACAGAUUGCAACAUGAAGUCUGUGUACUGGUAAAUACACUAAGUGGAGACAAAGGGGUUAGUUUUUUUUCAGUUUUAAGAUGGGUAUGCAUUUGCUAAAUCUGUACUUCACUGCUUUUCUGUACAUGAACAGUCCAAAAAUGUAAUAAAAUUCAUUUACUCAA
This is a messenger RNA of Gymnodraco acuticeps, 4371 nucleotides long. RefSeq names its product EH domain-containing protein 3-like. Gene Ontology annotation, cellular component: cytoplasm; plasma membrane. Gene Ontology annotation, biological process: endocytosis; endosomal transport. NCBI's taxonomy places the organism in Eukaryota, Metazoa, Chordata, Actinopteri, Perciformes, Bathydraconidae. The transcript has 6 exons. Gene Ontology annotation, molecular function: protein binding; calcium ion binding. The record is from RefSeq and is a predicted model, not a curated record. The coding region runs from base 1008 to 2456 and encodes 482 amino acids.